Notothenia coriiceps (black rockcod) is the source of this 1053-nucleotide messenger RNA. RefSeq names its product raftlin, lipid raft linker 1a (gene rftn1a). NCBI's taxonomy places the organism in Eukaryota, Metazoa, Chordata, Actinopteri, Perciformes, Nototheniidae. The record is from RefSeq and is a predicted model, not a curated record. The transcript is spliced from 5 exons. The coding region runs from base 1 to 1053 and encodes 350 amino acids.
AUGGACCGCCUGGAAAUUUCAGAGAAGAGUCAACUGAGGUGGUCGAGACAGCGCCUGGAGACAGAUGUGUGUGUGGCCAGUCACCAGGCUGCUGAACCAGAAGUCAUCCAGAGCUAUGUCAAGAGGAUCCAGGAUGUAGCGGAGCAGGGGGUGAUGUUUGUGGGCUUCCUCCAGCAGCCAGGCGGAGGACCCUGCUACUCAGGGAACUGGGACCCUGAGGAUCUGUCCUCCUUACAUUCAAGCCCCUCACCUAUUCACCGACAUCCCUUCAGCGCCAAAAACAGCCCAACAGAUCCAACAGAACCACAUCAUAAUGAGCCCGGGUUAGAUCAUGAAGGUGUAGAAAAUCACACACAGGACGACGAGACAAGAGACGUCAUGCCUCUGAAACCCAUCCAGAGUUUAGAGCUCGACCAAGAGGAGGCCAGUGAGCAAAUCUUCAACGAGUCACUAGAAUCAAGGAACCAGCAUCUCAGCGGUGUGGACACAGUUCUUAAGCGUUCAAAUCAGAACCCAGCAGAAGCCCAGGUGAAGCCGCUGUGUCCCAGCCCUCCAGAAGCUGCAGGUAUAAUCAGACAGCAGGGAGGCCGUCUACCAGACCUCCAAGAGUCCACAGAGAAACAUUUGGAUCUUUCCAAUCAGACAGACAGACAGAGCUCGAGCUCCUGCAGCUGGCCCAGCUCUCCUGAGCUGGAUCGAGGCACGGAGAGAAAGUCCUCCCGCACAGAGGGGCAGAGCAGAGCGACGACGCACAACAACAACCAUAUCCGGAUCAAGGGUUCAGAGAAAGAUGAGAAUGCAGCUACACCCCCAGCGCAGGGGAUGCAGCUCUUCGCCUUGUACAACCACACGGAGGAGUUGAACACUUCUCUGAGGUUCUACUCUCUCAGGGUGCCGCUGCAGGUGCAGAAGGAAGCAGGGCUGAUCACAGAUGUCGACACAAACUGGCUCGACCACAUGACUCAGCAUUUCACCAGCGGGGCGCACCUCAUCGAUGGGUUCUUCCAACUUGAAGACAAUGACGGUAUGGCCUUUCAUCAAGCAAACACUUAA